Halteromyces radiatus is the source of this 1864-nucleotide messenger RNA. RefSeq lists its product as uncharacterized. The record is from RefSeq and is a predicted model, not a curated record. The transcript has 12 exons. Gene Ontology annotation, cellular component: SWI/SNF complex; nucleus. Gene Ontology annotation, biological process: regulation of transcription by RNA polymerase II. The coding region runs from base 28 to 1707 and encodes 559 amino acids. NCBI's taxonomy places the organism in Eukaryota, Fungi, Mucoromycota, Mucoromycetes, Mucorales, Cunninghamellaceae.
AUUUUCUAUUUUAUAUAUAUAUACAGAAUGAGUCAACCUGUUCACUCUGUGCUUUUUGACCAAAAGAACACUGGAUAUUAUGAUAAUACGGCAACAUCCAAUGGUGACGGAUUACAGUUCUACGCGUCCAACUAUAACGAUCCUUCUUAUAUGACCUCUUCAUCUUACUACGGCCCUACUAAUCCUUCAGCAACUACUUCUCUUCAUCAAACAGGAGCUUCUACCUCAUCAAUGGGUGGAACAGCAGUACCAUCUGGUGACAUGCGAUCUGGUUUUGACUAUGGACAAUCUGGAGGAUUUUGGAGUGCAUUUGGAACUGGUGGCUUUGAAGACGAACCUCCUCUAUUAGAAGAAAUUGGGAUUAAUCUACAACAUAUACAAGCCAAGAGUUUGACGGUAUUGAAUCCUUUUCAAAAAGAAACUAAUAACAGUCAUCGAAAAAAACGUCCUACUGAUCGAAAUAUGCCUCCCAAGAUUGAGGCCUUCGUACCUGAAUCCGCAUUAUAUACAGAACUUAGUGAAUUCGAAAAGAAACUGGACGCGACCAUUAUGCGAAAACGUUUAGACGUGCAAGAAGCAAUUGGAAAACCCGUCAAGGUUAUGCGUACUUUACGAAUCUUUCUCUCCAACACAUCUGCCGAUCAAGUUAGUUCCCGUACUGAGGACGAAAAUUCGUUUGAUUUAAACAAAGGCAAUCCUCCUUCUUGGACACUGAAAAUAGAAGGACGAUUAUUGGAUCCUGUCAUUCCAACAAAGAAAGCUCAACCUAUUCAAAAAUUCACAUCUUUCUUUCGAUCCAUUGUGGUGGAAUUGGAUCGUGAUCCCAAUCUAUAUCCUGAAGGAAAUAUUAUCGAGUGGCACAAACAAGCUGAUGCAACAGAAUAUGAUGGUGUAGAAAUCAAACGAACUGGUGAUAUGAAUGUCAACGCACGUAUUAUUUUAGACCCUGAAUACAACCCACAAAAGUUCAAGCUCAGUGAAGGUUUGGCACAUCUGAUCAACAUCAAAUUGGAUACAAAACCUCGCAUUAUCAUGGAACUAUGGAAUUAUAUCAAGAAUCAUAAAUUACAAGACAAUGAAGAUAAACGUAUUAUACAUUGCAAUCCUCCUUUGGCUCAGCUAUUUGGGACACGCCAAGUCCAUUUUUCUGCACUACCUGAUUUGAUCAAUCAACAUUUGACUCGCCCUGAUCCAAUUGUUUUGAAUUAUACCAUUCGAGUGGAUAAAGAAAGCUAUCAAUGUCCAAAAGCAUUUGAUGUAGAUGUGGAAUUAGACAGUGUAAUCCGACAAAAGAUGCUCAAUCAAGUAUCAUCACAACAAUCACAAAAGCAAAUCAUGGAAUUAGAUGAUAAGAUUGUCCAAUGUGUACAAAGCAUCAACAAUUCAAAGAUUAAACGUGACUUUUUGCUACAGUUUUCCAAACAUCCUGUAGAAUUCAUCAACAAAUGGAUCGCUAGUCAGGCAAGAGAUUUGGAGGUCAUACUUGGUGAAAGUAAAGUGAAUCUAGAAGAAAUGCGUCAAACCGACUUUUAUAAACAAUCAUGGGUCAAGGAAGCUGUGUUCCAUUAUCUCACUGCCAAGACACAACAACGAAUGCAAGAGUUGAUGAAUGUACAACAACAACAACAGCAGCAGCAACAACAACAACAACAAAUGCAUCAACAACAAUUACCACAUCCUCAAGGACAACCACAAUAUAGGCAAUAGUAUAGUCGGUAGAUGAUUAUCUUUUUUUUUUUUUCUGGAUAACACUCUCUUCCAAGACAUCUUUUCAUUUUUUUAUUAUUUUUCUCUCUCUCUCUUGAUUUAUAUAUAUAUUUAUUGUGAAUAAUAAUAAUAAAAAAAAAUAAAGAUACAAUCAUGA